Talaromyces proteolyticus is the source of this 1077-nucleotide messenger RNA. RefSeq lists its product as uncharacterized. The record is from RefSeq and is a predicted model, not a curated record. The coding region runs from base 87 to 713 and encodes 208 amino acids. Gene Ontology annotation, cellular component: nuclear speck. Gene Ontology annotation, molecular function: RNA binding. Gene Ontology annotation, biological process: mRNA splicing, via spliceosome. NCBI's taxonomy places the organism in Eukaryota, Fungi, Ascomycota, Eurotiomycetes, Eurotiales, Trichocomaceae. The transcript has 5 exons.
CCUCCUCUCUCACCGCAAAUACAUCAAACGGCUGUCACGACAGCAUCGGCGCCAUUGUAUUCAAUCAUUGCCACACAGCAUUCAGAAUGUCCCGUUCCGGUGGAACAACACUUUACGUUACGGGCUUCGGUCACGGCACACGAGCGCGCGAUCUCGCCUACGAAUUCGAACGAUAUGGUCGCCUUGUUCGCUGCGAUAUUCCUGCACCACGCACUGCAUCAAGUCGCCUGUUCGCAUUUGUAGAAUACGAAAGUCGUCGCGAUGCUGAUGAUGCCUACCAUGAGAUGCAUAAUAAACGCAUUGGUCGUGAUGAUUUGCUAAAGAUAGAGUGGGCUCGUACGCCACCAUCUGCAUCUUGGCGCUUCGACUCUGGCCGUGAUCGCCGUCGAGAUCGUACUCCUCCUCGUAGAGGACGUUCUCCGUCUCCCCGUCGUGGACGUGGUGAUUAUUCACCGCGCAAGGACGACAGGCGAGAGCGCGACUACGAUCGUCGUGAUCGAGACCGUGACCGUGAUCGAGAACGAGAGCGUGAUCGUGAUCGUGACAGGUCUCGAAGCCCUGAAGACCGUGAUCGCGAUAUCAAAGAGGAUCGUGAUCGACAUGAUGAUAGGGAUCGCCGUGAGGAUGACCGCGAAAACGGCACUAAUGGGGAGGACAGAAAGACCCUCGAUCCUCUCCCUUCCGGCCACGAUGAGCUUGACACAGCCGAGUAAAUAAAUGCUGGAGUUGUCUAAUGGCCGUAUGGUAGGCGUUCCCGUGUUUUAUUAUGUGACUCUUGUGACUUGGUCAUGCUUUGUCUGUAAAUGGCAGAAUCUCGCUGUAAUCAAUGCUUGCUCGAUGCUCUCGGGGAGUCUUACCCUGUGUAGCUUCCAUCAAUUAAAGUAGUAGUAACCGUGCCAUCCUGCGCACCAACGCUCCCGUUUUUGGUGCGCACCGGUCUAAUCCGAAUUUUUCAUAUUUUUCAAUAAUUCGCCUUAUUAGCUAACGCCAUGAAGUCGGACAUAUUAAAAAAAAGGGAAGCUAUUUUAAAGAUUGUAGAAGCCUAUAAGGUUGAAAAAUCUAAAAAAUUUACUGAAG